Anoplophora glabripennis (Asian longhorned beetle) is the source of this 1234-nucleotide messenger RNA. RefSeq lists its product as uncharacterized. The record is from RefSeq and is a predicted model, not a curated record. Gene Ontology annotation, biological process: DNA integration; DNA recombination. The coding region runs from base 1 to 1113 and encodes 370 amino acids. NCBI's taxonomy places the organism in Eukaryota, Metazoa, Arthropoda, Insecta, Coleoptera, Cerambycidae. Gene Ontology annotation, molecular function: DNA binding. The transcript has 3 exons.
AUGUGUCAUUCUGAUUCCGAGAUCGAAAACAUUGCGCAAAGCGUUGUCAAUGUUCUACUUCCCGAAAUAUCAAAACAGACGUACAAGCAAAGUUAUGCAAACCUUGAAGAUUGGUGUAAAGGGAAAGGAAUCAAGAAUAGCAGCAAUAAAAAACUUCUUCUGGCAUAUUUCAAAUAUCUUUCAAAACAUAGCAAGGCUUCGUCGCCUUGGGUAUAUUAUUCUAUACUAGGUUCAGUUAUAUCAAUGAAGAAAAAUACGGAUAUUAGUCAAUUUAAUCGCGUUACUAAAAAGAAAAUCGGAAGGAUUUCGAUAACGAAACGAGAUAUCGCCAAGUUCAAUGAACUAGAGGUUUUUUUGAAACGGAAGAGUAAGAGUUAUAAGUCGAAAAAGUCUGCUGUUUUAUCUCCUAAUGAUGUUAUCAGAUUUCUAAAGAACGCUCCUAAUGAAAUUCAUUUAUUGCAUAAGGUUGUUUUGAUUAUGGGUUAUUUUGGAGGAUGCAGAAGUCAGGAACUUUUGAAUAUGAAGAUAUCGGAUAUAGAGGACCGGGAUUCCGUUAUGGUAGUGAACGUACCGGAAAGUAAAACUGGUGUAUCGAAGAAAUUUACAAUUGUGGAUGAAAAAGAGUUCUCUGCUUUGCCUUUAUUAAGACUUUAUAUGUCAUUGCGUCCUAAAGGUAUUGAACGAUUUUUUUUGCGCUUCCGACAAAAUAAAUGUACAUCUCAGCCAAUUGGAAAAAACAUGUUUGGGAAAAUUCCCAGCAAAAUCGCAAUGUAUUUAGGAUUGCCAAACCCAUCUUCCUAUACGGGACAUUGCCUUCGUCGCACUUCUGCUACUGCUCUAGCUAAUGCAGGAGCAACUAUGACUAACUUAAAAAGACACGGAGGUUGGAAAAGUUCCACGGUGGCGGAGGGGUAUCUGGAGGAUAGCAUCGAAUUGAGAAAUAAAACGGCGCGUAUGUUGUCUACUUUGCCAUUAGAAGAGGCAGGUACCUCGACUGUAGUGAACAGAAGCUCCAGCCAUACAAAAGAAGAAAUUGUUUCCAGUGGCGGUAGUAAUUUUCAGGGAACAUUUCAAAAUUGUACAUUUAUUAUUUGUAAUGACGCAAAUAAAUAAAAUAUGGUUCAGUUUUCAUUUCAUAAAUAUAUACACAUAUAUGUAUAUUAGCAUUUUUUAUUUUAUUUUUACUUGUGAAAGGUAGAGGGAAUUAUAGAAUCUAUAAUGUCCCAAGGGAGUU